AUGACUACAAGAAUUGUACCCGCUCGCAGCGGCGCCCAAAGUAAAUCGUCUUCUAGCAGUGUGCCUAAUCAAACCUUAUAUUGCACAAAUCUGCCAGACAAACUUCGAAAACAUGAUUUGCGACUUUCUCUUUACAUGCUUUUCUCCACAUACGGCACUGUCUUAGAUGUUGUCGCGAUGAAAACCAAAAAAAUGCGUGGCCAGGCCCAUAUCGUGUUCAAGGAUGUCCACGCUAGUACGCAAGCCAUGCGCGCUCUCCAGGGGUUCGAGUUUUUUGGCAAACAUAUGAAGCUUGUGUAUGCCAAAGGCACCUCAGACGUUAUCGCUAGGCUUCGCGGAACAUACAACAUGUCAAAUACUGUCUUCAGUGGACAGCCAGGAGCAGCAUCUACUGAGCUACAAAAAUCGAUCUUCAGCGGCCCUCCUGGAUCAGUAACACUACCGCCGAGACCCAAUGGCGAAAUCAAUGGAGAGGACCAGACAGCUCACGGUGUGAAACGACCUCGUGAGGACGAAAGCGACGAAGAAGAUGCCCCAAUGGACGAAGAUAGCGAUGUCCCAAUGGAAGCCUCCUCCGACGAAGACUAG
Messenger RNA from Aspergillus saccharolyticus JOP 1030-1, 588 nucleotides. Its product is annotated as U2 snRNP complex subunit MSL1. The transcript is spliced from 3 exons. The record is from RefSeq and is a predicted model, not a curated record. Gene Ontology annotation, molecular function: RNA binding. The coding region runs from base 1 to 588 and encodes 195 amino acids. Lineage: Eukaryota; Fungi; Ascomycota; Eurotiomycetes; Eurotiales; Aspergillaceae.